Durusdinium trenchii is the source of this 2024-nucleotide messenger RNA. The record is from the annotation of a GenBank genome assembly. Lineage: Eukaryota; Dinophyceae; Suessiales; Symbiodiniaceae.
UCACUUUCACAUUUCUUCACUUCACAUAGCUCUCAAUGAGCCACUAUGUGUGUGGCAGGCAAUUCAUCUUCGAGGAAGAGCCUCGAUGGCUCCUGCUGGGCCUUUUGGUGGUCAUGGUGGCGGGGAUGCUCAUCGGCCUACUGCUAGGACUGGUCAUCGGCCUGGCGGGCAUGUUCUUCUUCGAGAUGGCGUUGAUGGGCCUCGCGCUCUUCAUUUUGUACGACGCGUACGAUUUGACUUUUUUGAAGAAGUCCGGUGCGCGCGACAAGACGGGCUUCGCCUUCAUGGUAAUGUUCUGCACCACUUUGGUCUUGCUGUUUAUGGCAGCCAUGCGAUACUGUGCCUUUAAUUUGAGCACACAGAGCCGCUGUGUGGUCUUUAGCAUCGUUGGUAUCGCCUUGGCCUUGGUGGCGUACGUUUAUGCUCGACUGUGUUGUCAAGAAGAUGAGAGGAAGCAUCAUCUUGGCCCGUGUAGUCCGGAAGGGGAGCUUUUAGAAGCCAGCGACGGUGAAAGGGACUUGGCCAGUCGGUCCUGGAACCUGAAGCAUUUGCAAACCUUCCUCAGCUGGAUUAUGUGCGGCCAAUGCUUUUUCGAAAUCAAUGAUUGGUUAGUUCCUUCUGAAGAGGAUUGCUCUCUGAAGGAUCAAAUUACAGUGCACAACCGGAGUUUGAAGCUCAUCAAGGUCUGUCUAUAUUCAUCCUUCGAUGUGGUGUGCUGGGUUCCCAUUGGUGGCAUCGCUGGAAGCUGUGUGGGUUUUAUUCGCUCCGGAGAGAAGCGCACCUUGACUCUGCCUCGGCCCUGGCGGAAAGUGAACGGGACCGAAAGCGAAGAAUCCUUUCGAUUGAAAGUCUUCAUGCCAGGCUUGUUGGAUAAAGAGUUGGCCUUUUUCCCGAAGGCCAAGAGGGGUCAAUCCUUCGCCUUCGUCGACGUCGAAGGGGUGGUGCGGCGCUCACGGCUGCUGUCCUCUCAAUCCUGUCUUCCGGAAGCCACGUUGCCGCUUCCCGCCAUGGAGAGCUCCGAAGAGGAAUACGCCUCCGCGGCUGCCGCGGCCCUGAAGAAGGAUGAGAAGUUCGAUUCCAGCGGACCGGGCCCCGGUGGCCUCGGCCUGCGGAAGCGCAGUUCGCUUCAAGUCAUGAAGGGCGGAGCAGGCGGAGCCGAUUCGCCGGGCAUUCAGCUGGAAGGCAGUCCGCACUGCAGGAAAGCGGCGCCUGAUGAGAUUGUUGUGCGGAAUCGCAGCAGCGAAGAUGUCAGAGCACUUCUCUUCCGAGCAGACGACUACUGCUAUAUGGUACCAGUGGUUGGUAAGCUCAUGGCUUGUGGCGAUUGCAUUCUCCAAGGAGAAGAGAGAAGAUUCAAUCCCAGCACAGAUGAAAUGCAGGAAUUUACCCUAAAGGUUUAUAGCAUCGGACCGGCCUCGAAAGAGCUCACCUAUCUCACAGUGAGACGUGGUAACGCCUACACCUUUUGUGACUCCCUUCUGUCAUGAAGGAUCAUGGACGGAGUCAACGUUGGAGCACCAAAUUCGUGCAAAGAUGGUGCCCAUCGGGUUCGAGAUUGGCCUUUAAAAGGCGCUGAAUGCAUAUGUGCACCUCCUCUUCUGCCAGAGAUGUCCUGCACACCUGUUCGUCGCUGGAUGUAAAUCAUGUUCAUGUUGCCAUAGCCCAUUGCCAAUAUGUUGCCACUAUCGCCUUGACUGUUUGGGUUUGGAAGGUCUCAUCUCCGAGAUGGAAGUGCUCAUAUCAUCUAUCUCAAAUUCUAGCUUCUGCAUCGCAGAAGAAGGCUUCGGCCGUUGGCAUUGUCCAUGAUGACCUGUUUUUCAAGCCAUUGGUUGCACUGAUGCAGUGAAUUCUCCGAAUUGAAUAGCUUGCGAAUAGAAGUGGACCAGUUUGAGCAGCAGAAUCGCACUUUGUCCGUUGGCGAAAGCCGAAUCGCUUGGAAAGCAGAGGAUGCACAGAAUGGGUCUAGACAGUCUGGACCGCAGCACAGGACGCCAGACCCGCGACACGGACGUCAGAGCUCCACG